This is a messenger RNA of Hippopotamus amphibius kiboko, 747 nucleotides long. Its product is annotated as D-dopachrome decarboxylase. Bases 204 to 560 code for a protein of 118 amino acids. Lineage: Eukaryota; Metazoa; Chordata; Mammalia; Artiodactyla; Hippopotamidae. Gene Ontology annotation, molecular function: phenylpyruvate tautomerase activity. The record is from RefSeq and is a predicted model, not a curated record. The transcript is spliced from 3 exons.
AGCGCCAGCGCAGGCGGAGGCCCUCCGCGAAGGCCGGGGGGUGUGGCCUAGGCAGCCAAUCGGGGGGCGCUGAGUGCCCGCCCAGCCAAUGAGGGGCGGGCUUCCGCGGCGCCCCGCCCCCACAGCCCUGCCCUGGAGGACGCCAGCCUGGGGCCCGCGCCUGCCUUCUCCCCCGCGGACCCUCGCGCGCAUUCCCGCUGGACAUGCCCUUCGUGGAGCUGGACACGAACUUGCCCGCCGGCCGCGUGCCCGCGGGACUGGAGAAGCGGCUCUGCGCGGCCACGGCCGCCGUCCUGGGCAAGCCCGAGGACCGCGUGAACGUGACGGUGCGGCCCGGCCUGCUCAUGGCGGUGAACGGCUCGGCGGAGCCCGGCGCGCAGCUGGUCAUCUCCUCCAUCGGUGUGGUGGGCACGGCCGAGGAGAACCGCGGCCAUAGCGCCCGCCUCUUCGAGUUUCUCACCAAGGAGCUGGACCUCGCCCAGGACCGGAUAAUUAUCCGCUUUCUCCCCUUGGAGCCCUGGCAGAUUGGCAAGAAGGGGACAGUCAUGACCUUUUUAUGAUUGGUGUGGAGGGCGUCCAGGGCAUCUGUGAGCUGCCAGCCCCUUCCAGAGAGGCCCCCUGGCAGAGUGAGGACCUGGUGGAUACCAGCUUCUGGCAACUCCACAUACAGACAUGACUGUGACUUCACGGUCCUCUUCCCCACCCUCAUGACAAAUAAAUGAAGGGAGCUUUAUUUCUCAAACAUGA